UAUUUCAGCCGCUCCAUCACUCACUCGACACACAGCCAGCAUUUCCAUUCUCUCGACAACACAACCAAGUGACCUUCUAGCUGUUUCUUGCGACUUCUUCCUAGCUCAGUUUCUAGCACUUUCAUUUCGCGGCUAGCUUCAGAUUAACCCAUGGCGACCAUGAUGUCCACCACGGGCUCCUCCUUCGCCGGCGCCACCGUUCUGCCCCGUGUCGCCGCCGGAAGCUUCGCCGCAGCACGAUCACCUCUCCGCCCACGCACAACAUCCUUCGUCGUCCGGGCCCAGAACGACAAGGAGCCCACGCCCAGCAAGCCCGCGGCCUCGAUCUGGGACAUCCUGUCCUUCAGCGGGCCGGCGCCGGAGCGGAUCAACGGCCGCCUCGCCAUGGUGGGCUUCGUGACGGCGCUGGGCGUCGAGGCGGGCCGCGGCGACGGGCUGCUCUCGCAGCUGGGCAGCGGGACUGGCCAGGCCUGGUUCGCAUACACGGUGGCCGUGCUCUCCGUGGCGUCGCUGGUGCCGCUGCUGCAGGGCGAGAGCGCCGAGGCCAGGGGCGCCGGCAAGAUCAUGAGCGCCAACGCCGAGCUCUGGAACGGCCGCUUCGCCAUGCUCGGCCUCGUCGCGCUCGCCGCCACCGAGGUCCUCACCGGCGCGCCAUUCGUCAACCUCUGAACACACUUUCAGCGUAGCGUGUAGCUGUAGUAUGGCUGUCGUGUGUCUUUGAGUGGCAGCGUUGCUGGCGUUGGCAUUUAAAUUUUUGAACUGUCUCAGGAUGUAUGUAUGCUGAUCAAAGAUAUUGAUAGAUGACAUUUUUUUCUCUAA
Molecule: messenger RNA, 819 nt
Organism: Brachypodium distachyon (stiff brome)
Lineage: Eukaryota; Viridiplantae; Streptophyta; Magnoliopsida; Poales; Poaceae
Product: low molecular mass early light-inducible protein HV90, chloroplastic
Exons: 1
Coding region: 151-669 (172 amino acids)
Source: RefSeq, a predicted model, not a curated record